Messenger RNA from Colletotrichum karsti, 519 nucleotides. Its product is annotated as thioredoxin-like protein. The transcript has a single exon. The record is from RefSeq and is a predicted model, not a curated record. Bases 1 to 519 code for a protein of 172 amino acids. Lineage: Eukaryota; Fungi; Ascomycota; Sordariomycetes; Glomerellales; Glomerellaceae.
AUGGUCGUUUUACACGCCUCCAACCUGGCCGACUUCGACCGGCUCAAGUCCGCCAACACAUAUCUCGUCGCCGACUUUUACGCAGACUGGUGCGGGCCAUGCCACGCCAUCAAGCCCAUGUACGAGAGCCUCGCCAACGCCCACGGCCAGCCGGGCCAGCUCGUCUUCGUCAAGGUCAACGUCGAUUCCGCCACCGACAUCGCCCGUCAAUACGGCGUGACCGCCAUGCCCACCUUCAUGUUCUUCGAGAACGGCCAGCCGUACAACGGAGGCCGCUCCGUCGUGCGCGGCGCCGACCCGCGCGCUCUGACUACGACCAUCCAGGAGCUGGCGGGACUGGCGAAGAAGAAGGCCGCCGAGGCGACCGCCGCGGCUGCGAAGAAGGCCGAGGCAGAGAGGAAGAGGAAGGAGGCCGAGGAGGCCGAGAAGAAGCCCGACGAUGGAUCGACCGUGUCUGGCGGGUAUACUCUCGGGGGAGACGGCGGGAAGAGGUCGGAUUGGAAGAUGUCGCUGAGGUGA